Molecule: messenger RNA, 1917 nt
Organism: Lodderomyces elongisporus
Lineage: Eukaryota; Fungi; Ascomycota; Pichiomycetes; Serinales; Debaryomycetaceae
Product: ubiquitin-protein ligase
Exons: 1
Coding region: 1-1917 (638 amino acids)
Source: RefSeq, a predicted model, not a curated record
AUGAGUCUACAACUACUGGAGAAUGAAUGUAUCAUUUGUUUUGAAUCAAUCAAACCUACUGACCUUGUUGGUAAGAUUCCAUGUUGCCCCACAAAGAUAUACCAUAAAGAUUGCAUCACUAUAUGGUCAUCGAAAUCUAAUAGUUGUCCUACGUGCAGAAACAACUUUUAUCAAGUACAAAUCACCAGCGCCAGAGAUCUAAUUAAGAUUUUAGAAGUGUUAAAAGUCCAGGACAAGUUGUUGCCCAAUGCAGCUAUAGAUCGCAUCCCCUCUCAAUACAUUAUUCCACAAAGUAAUGUAGAUCAACAAUACCAUACUCAAAUCAGCUCGUUAUCGUUAUCGACAACUACUUUUUGUUGUAUAUGUACUGUAAGCAACCGACGCUAUAACAAUCAAACUAUACUGUGUUUCCAAUGUGGAUCAUCGUUCCAUCUAAAUUGUCUAGGGGUGCAGCAAGAAAUUGAUGACUACACUUUACUGUGGUUUUGUCCAAUGUGCGAUUACAGUCAAGAAACACUUUUACCAAGAAGUAACAGGGGGAUCAGAUAUGGUUAUGAUAGCAAUAGCGGCCAUGGAAAUAGCAUGGUCGGUUCGAGGUCAAGGUCUGUUAUCGCUGAUUUGAUAAGACCUAGAGCACUGCAGAGGUCCAACCCAGGUUUGGUGAUUUUUAAUGAGAAUAAUGAACUAGAUGAUGCAUUUUUGUAUGAGGAAGAAGAAAAUGGUGAAGAUGAUUCUAUGGUAGACUAUGACAACAAUGGUGAUGGAACAUUAGUUGUUAAUAACAACAACGUGAAUAGCGAUCUUCAUGCAGAAAUACCCAACUCAAGGUUACUACAAACUCUGCUGCGACUUCAUUCACAACUGUUGUUACCACUGCGUAAUUUUAGUCAUUCGAGUCAUUCAAGUCAUCAGCACCGUCAGCACCAUCAACCGUCGAGAACCAUGAAUGGUGGAAAACUUCUUCGGAGAGAACAAAAACAGGAGGAACUGCUAACGCCAGAAGAAGCAGAUUCUUGGAAGACAUUCCAAAAGGCCAGGGAACUGACCUUAAUUGAAGCAAGUUUAGGGAUGGAACCACAAGCAAUAAGUUCAAACCCAGGCACUUCUUCCUCAUCUUUCGCCUCUAACUCUUUUCUUGUUUCACGUACCCCAUUACAGUCCAAUGUUACAACAAGAAAAAAAAGGAGAAAGCAACUUUCCAGUAAAUCUGAUGCAGGCAUCAGUACACAUCACGUUAAACCUUUGGCAAAUCAGCCAAGUAGAAUAACAAAUUUGAUAAAUGAACUCAAGACAGGAAAGAAAUCAGAAACAAAAAAUACAACCUACAACAAUAAGCAUGAUCGUCAUCUCUAUUACCAACAUCAAAGCUACCACCCUUCUAUGGUAUCUAAUUCAGGCUCUACGUCAUUCGACUCACCCAGUUACUCAGAGUCAAACUCUAAUCUAUCAUCGCUGGUGAACAGCCCGAGUCCAUUAGAAGCAUCAAGUUACUCUUCCAGUGACGACAACGAAUAUACACCCCAACAUAAAAGAGAGUUGACGUAUGACCAGAAAUCUAUCAUUCAAAAGUAUUUGCGCCACAAGUUGAAAGAUCGAUACAAACCAGAAACAGCUAUUAAACGAAAUUACGGCAAUGAUCAUCACAGCAGAAAGAAUUAUAACGAUGAUAAUGAUGAUGAUAAUUACAAUCAUAAUCUUAAUAAUAGUAGUAAUAUAAGUGGUAAUGGUGACAGUGGUGGACAUAUUAGCAAUUGUGAUUACAUUACCAACGAAGAGCAAUUUAUAAAGAUUAACAAAACCAUUUCACGGAAAAUCUAUACCCAUAUCGUGAACUCUACCUCAUUGGAUGACAUUGAAGAGUAUUUCAAAGAUGCGGACAAAUUGAAAAAUUUGAUUGAUCUGUAUAUAGUGUACUAA